UGUCCCGAUAAUCAGUCGGGCUUGGAUCGCGGAUCGACACGCAGGUGUCAAAAAUAAGCGUUCGAGAAUUCAUUUGAACAGCUGACUAAAAUUGGUUGUUCCGGUCCGGUUUGGUCGCUGAUGCGUGCGCGCGUGCCCGUGCGUCUGUUGUUGUUCUUUUUCGGUUGCGUUUGCGGAAUUGUGGCGCUCGUCUUCUACUCUAACUAGGUGGUGGGUGGGAAGUGAAAGACAGCUGAGAGAGCUACUGGAAACAGUGUUCGGUAUCUUUCUCUAGUUCGUGACAGAUUCAAUCAUCCUUGGGCGAAUUGAUAAGGCCUGAACGUAGAGAAUGCUUAAAAUGUGAUAAAAGAAUCCGGUAACCAGUCAGUACAAAUUCAGGAUUAAAAUAAACGAAACUUUCCCUUCAAGGAGAAAAAAAUGUGCUUCUGUCAUCGAUUGGAAAGAAAUACUAGUUUUACUCGCCUGCUGCGAUAAUCCGGAUCCACCCGGAUAACUGAAACGACUUGCUGUGUUUUUGUUUUAAUCAAUCGGGAAGAGAUUCACACUUUUAACGUUGAGUUGUUGGGUAGCUAAAAAAUAAAAUACUUAAUUAUAGUGGUUGAACAAGGGUUUUCGAAAAGUGUUUUUUUAGAAGUUUUCUGUUAACGGUUAACAAAAGCCAAAAUGUGUAGUUGAAGCAGAAUUCAAUAAACCGCCCGCAAAAUUUCGCCCUGUGAAGUGAGAAGAAUCAAAAGCACACAAAAAUGUACAAAUCGGACUCAACGGAGCGUGAACCGCGUGUGGUGUAUCGCUAUGCGCUGAACAGUGAGGGUGGUGCGGGGGGCAGACAAGACUCCUACUACACCAGCAACAGCAGCAGCAACCACCACCACCACCACCACCACCCACACAACAACCACACUAACUCCACGGGCAGCCGGUCCAACUUUGCCUUCACCGGAUCCGCCGCCGGUUUCUCCUCGCCGGAAGAUAACAACAUCGAGUACUCGCGGAAGGGCGGCUGCUUCGUGUCGAUCUGCCGCGGGAUCAGCAUUGCGGUGCUGAUCUUCGUCUUUAUCUUCUUCCUGUCGUUUACGAUCUUCUUCAGCACCAAGUAUGCCUACGAGCACAAACCGAACAUCACGCUGGAAGACUUCCUCAAUCAUCGGGCCUACCUGAUCGACAAGCGAUCGCGCAUUCCGAAGCACAUCAUCCCGAAACACUACCGGCUGUUUCUGCACCCGGUAUUCAACGAGUCGGACACGCCCUUCACCUACAGCGGCAUUGUUUGGAUCACGGUCACCUCGAAGCGACCCAAUAACAAGCGGAUCGAGCUGAACGUGAAAAAUCUCGCCAUCAAGCUGGAAGAUGUGACGGUGCUGAAGAGUAUCAGGUUGACCAAUUUGGACUUUGAUGAGGAUUUGGAUUGGGAUCUGAGCGAGGAGGAUAUGCUGCCGUUUCGGAUGAGGAGGCGAAGGCGUCGUCAGGCGGGUAAUGACACAGUUGAGGUUGAGGAGGAGGUCGCUCCAAGCGUUUUGCAAACCGGCGGCCAGGGAGAUGAUAAUGGAGGUGAAGUGGUGGAUGGAGGAGAUCCGGUGGAGGUUCAGGAAACUACGACCCAGGAGAAUAAGGUGGAAUACUAUUUUCAUCCGAUAUUUCCACCGGAUGAUUUUGUGACGAUCAAGAUCGUGGAUUUGGAAUUUGACGAAUCGAACGAGAAGAUGAUCAUCUACCUGGCGACGGAAAUGAAACAGGACAUUUACUACAUUGUGAAGGUUAAUUUCACCGGAAAUAUGACCAAUGACAAGGGACUGUAUUUUACUCAUUAUGAGGAUGGCGAAGGAAGUCAUAAGUUCAUUGCUGCAACCAUCUUAGAGCCCAAUAAUGCCAGAAGGCUUUAUCCGUGCAUGGAUGAUCACAAUUUCAGAUCACCCUUCGAGAUCAACAUUGCUAGGCGAACUCACAUGAACACUGCGUCCAGUAUGAACUUAGAGAUGGUGGAACCUAUGGAAACCGAUGGCUUCGUGGUCGACACCUACAACACGACCGGUAUGGUUCGAGCUUCCGAGAUUGGAUUCAUCAUUACGGACAUGACUCCGGAGCGCUAUCGGCUGACGGAUAAGGUGGACCUGUUGGCCUACACCCGCAACCGGUACGACAACUACAUGAAAGAGGUGACGGUGGAAAUUUUCGCCGCGGUCAUGAAUGUUUACGAAAAGUACAUGAAGCUGAACUACCCUUACGAGACGAUUCAAUACGUCACGAUCCCCAAUGCGGACAUUGAGGUGCGGGAGAUCAAGGAGGGAAUGAUUUUGUCUAGCGAGAAGCGACUGAUCCAUGACGAUGCGUAUUUCCCGACGCCCGAAGGGACGCUGCUGAGGAUCGUUUCGAAUGAAUUGGCUAAGCUGUGGAUCCAUAACUUGGCGGACUACAAGAAUAAGGAAGUGUACUGGUUGCACGAAUCGAUUCCGCUUUAUCUGGAGGCGAUCGCUCUGAGGAAUCUCAACAACAAUUCGUUCGUGAUGGAUGACUUCCUCUUGGAGGGGAAGCUAACGGCCAUGCAGGAAGAGAUCAACACCCGCACUUCACCGCUGAAUGUGCAGACCAACCAUUGGGAGGAGGAUUCACAUUUCGAGUUGGUUCGCUUCAAGGGUCUAACGCUGCUAAGGAUGAUGAACUACACUCUUGGGGAGACUACUUUCGAUGCCUUUUUGCGGGAAUAUUUCAUCCAACGGAUGAACAAUGAUUCGAUCGACAUCAUUGAGAUCUUGAAUAGUUACGGGCGCCAUACGGAUGGAACGAUCAACAGUUUCCUGCACAGUUGGACCAACUUUGAAAAGUAUCCGAUCAUCAACAUCCGGAGGAACAAUAUGAGCGGGAACUUUGAGCUGCGCCAGAGGAUGAUCCCGUUCGAGGAGGAAAUCAGCGAGCAGAUUUGGACCAUUCCGGUGACCUUUAUCAACGACACGAACCAGCAGCUGUUCUCGGAGAAGGUUCGCUGGCUGGUGGACUCGGACAAUCUACUGACUAUCGAAACCAGCUGCGAGAUGAUCACCAACAAUACCUGGGUCAUUGUGAAUCCCAGUGGAAUUGGAUACUAUCGGGUGAACUACGAGCAGGCCCACUGGACCAAGUUGGCCCAUGUGUUGAACGCAAAUUUCAAGAGUCUGCCGUACAGCACCCUGACGACAUUGGUGGACGAUGCGCUGAAUUUGGCUCGGCUCGGUUUGCUGGACUACUCGGUGGCGUUCAAUGUGAUUGCCUUCCUGAGGAAAAACGAUGAACUCUACCAGCCGUGGAAGAGCGCGUUGGAUAAUCUGAAGUUCCUGUACGAAGCCCUGCAGGAUCAUCCCAGUUAUGGGGCCGUUGAGCACUUUCUCGAAUAUCUGGUGGUUGACAAGUACGAAACGCUCAUCCGACCGAAUCUUAAACGGGACCCUUCCUCGACUACCGAACCGGAACCGUCAGAAUCCGUCGACAUUCCCACGCCUAACCCAUUGAUCUCAACGCUGCUAAUCGAAUGGGCCUGCCAGCUGGGCGUUACCGCCUGCAUCGAGGAUCAGAAAACAAUCUUCAGGGAAAUUUUCCUAGAAAAGACACGCUCCCCAUUCCACAUUUCGGAGGAAGACCUGUUUCUGGCCACAUGUACGGUCAUCAAGUAUAGUGGAGUUAAUGAGUGGAAACUGAUUAAAGAUCGCUACCUGAAUUCGGAAGACAUCAACUUGCAGAAGAUUUUGGUGCGAGCGCUGGGCUGUAGCCGAGAGAUCAAUCUUAUCAAUAAAAAUUUAGCCCUUUUGAAGGAUCCCAAGUUCAACAUGUACACGCAGCACAUUUUGGGCUCGAUCGCCAACAAUAAAAUCGCACUGAAAUAUGCGCUGGAUUGGCUGUUCAAUGAUUGGAUCGACGCGCGAACAUACCUGACGCUACAGGACAUUUCGAUUCUGCUGAGGAAGAUCGCGACCGAGAAUGAGUUCACCAUGUACGAGCAGAUCUUCUUCAAAUACUCCUACACCUUCCAGACGAUGGACAAGGAAAUUCUCAAACGAAUGCGUGACAUGAUCAUGAAGCUGAUCCGAUGGAAGAAAGAAAUUGGCCCAAAGAUAUACUAUGACAAGUUUAUUUUCGAUGCUUGAAGCAAUCUAAAUAGUCCAACUUUGUUUCUAGUUGUAGUUUAAGGUAGAUACUUACUAAGGGACAAAUUAAAUUCGUUAAUGUUU
This is a messenger RNA of Uranotaenia lowii, 4196 nucleotides long. RefSeq names its product aminopeptidase Ey-like. Lineage: Eukaryota; Metazoa; Arthropoda; Insecta; Diptera; Culicidae. Gene Ontology annotation, molecular function: zinc ion binding; peptide binding; metalloaminopeptidase activity. Gene Ontology annotation, biological process: peptide catabolic process; proteolysis. Gene Ontology annotation, cellular component: cytoplasm. The record is from RefSeq and is a predicted model, not a curated record. The transcript has 9 exons. Bases 744 to 4112 code for a protein of 1122 amino acids.